GUGUAUUGUUUUGUUGUGCUAAAAGAAUUUACAAUUUUUUGUGUGUUGUUAAAAUAAAAUGAGUUUUGAGGAUAAGGAAAUAAAAUUUGAUACCCCAAAUCUACAGGAUCGUCUUCGUGGUGGUGAAACUACCCUUGACAUAAUUAGUAAUGUUGAAGAUACCAAGGGCAAUAUUGGAGAUGUGGGAAGAUUGAUGAUAACAAAUUUGAGGAUCAUUUGGUACUCUGUGACCACUACAAAAUUUAAUUUAUCUGUUGGUUGGUCUUGUGUUUUAACCAUGACAACGAAAACCGUGGCAAGCAGAGGAAGAGGAACAACGCAAGCCCUCUAUAUCCUGAGUAUCAGUCGAAAUUCUAGAUUUGAAUUUAUUUUUACCAAUUUAACAAAUUCUCAGUCAAAAUUUUCUUCAGUUUUUGAUAUUUAUCGAUUAUAUCAAUCAUCAACACUUUAUCGUGAGAUGAAAUUAAGAUCUUCAAUUCUUCACGAAGGAUCUCUCAAUGUUCUUCAAAUGGAAAAAGUUUUUAAUACCCUAAAUGGUGUGUGGAAUUUAUCCAGUGAUCAAGGAAAUUUAGGGACUUUUAUCAUUACAAAUAUUCGUCUAGUUUGGUUUGCUAACAUCAACGAAACUUUUAAUAUGUCAUUGCCCUACAUCCAGAUUGCUAAUAUUCAAAUUCGUGAUUCAAAGUAUGGCUUAGCUCUUGUGAUAAACACACUAAAAAUGUCCGGAGGUUAUGUGUUGGGCUUUCGAAUUGAUCCUCCGGAAAAGCUACAUGAAAUCUACAAGGAGCUUACAUCACUACACACUGUGUAUUCUGAGACUCCAAUUUUUGGUGUAGACUACAAACCAAAGCCUGAUUUAGAACCACAAAACAAUGAUCAUUUGUCAAUAGAUGAUAUUGAAGAAAUUGAUGAGAAGAAAAGCAACGAAAUUAAUCAUAAUUUCUCUGCGUAUCUCUCAGCAGAAGACUCUGGUGAAGUUCGCAGGCCUUCUUACUGCAAGGAACUAGGAUUUGCCAUGGAAAAACUAAAGGAAGGCUUUAAGAUUAAGGACCUUUGGGAAAUCAUACCAUAUCAAUAGCUAUAGUCCAUAAACGAAAUUAUUUCUGAAUUAGGGGAAGGUGGGGCACUUUCACCCUUAAAUUGCAAAACGGAUCUUGAGACCAUUUUGUAAAAAUAUGAGAAACAGAAUUAAAACUUUAUGUAUUCUCUGAGUUACAGUUGGAUUUAAGGUUAAUAAAAAAAAAUAACAAUAUUCCUUUAAUUUCAUUAGUCUAUUGUGGAGAAGAUGAUUUCAUUUGAAUGGCAGAAUGCGUGAAAGUCCCCCGUUGCGGAGCAAUUUCAAGAUAAAUAUGAGGUAAUUUUUGAGAAAGAUAAAAUGUGUUUAUAUGAAACUUGCCAUAC
Molecule: messenger RNA, 1401 nt
Organism: Phlebotomus papatasi
Lineage: Eukaryota; Metazoa; Arthropoda; Insecta; Diptera; Psychodidae
Gene: BBS5
Product: Bardet-Biedl syndrome 5 protein homolog
Exons: 5
Coding region: 59-1078 (339 amino acids)
Biological process (GO): cilium assembly; intracellular transport
Cellular component (GO): BBSome; ciliary basal body
Molecular function (GO): phosphatidylinositol-3-phosphate binding
Source: RefSeq, a predicted model, not a curated record